UCGUUAUUAAAAAAAAAAGAAACCUAAAUGGGGUUAGAGCUUCAGAGUUGUGACUGUCGAUGACUAAAUUACCAAUCUGUAAUAGUAGUAACUUAAUUUGUUCUUAAAUUUUCCAAGAAAAAGCUAUCAAAAAUGCAUAGCGAACAUAAAAUAUCACAUAAAGCAAAGAAACGCAUUAAGGAAGUCAAAAGAAAAGCUCGCCCCGAAUUAGCAGAUAAGUAUCAAUGGACAGCUUUAAAGUAUGCGGGGAAUUUUGAAGAAUUUCUAAAAUGUAACGAUAAUGUUGACAGAAUAAGUGAGAAUGAAGUAUCACCUGAUGAAUUUAUAGAGAAAUAUGAAAAAAUAUACAAACCUGUAGUUAUAACUAAUGUACAAACAAACUGGAAAGCGAAUCACAAAUGGACCUUAGAUAGACUUGCCAAAAAGUAUCGAAACCAAAAAUUCAAAUGUGGAGAAGACAAUGAGGGUUAUAGUGUUAAGAUGAAAAUGAAGUAUUAUGUAGAAUACAUGCGGACAACGACUGAUGAUAGUCCACUUUAUAUUUUUGAUAGUAGUUUUGGAGAGCACCUGAGAAGGAAGAAACUCCUCGAAGAUUAUGAAAUCCCAAAAUAUUUUAGAGAUGACCUGUUUAAAUACUGUGGAGAAGAAAGGAGACCUCCAUAUCGCUGGUUUGUAAUGGGACCUCAACGUUCAGGGACUGGGAUCCAUAUAGAUCCUUUAGGCACAAGCGCUUGGAAUGCUUUAGUUUUUGGCCACAAGAGAUGGUGUUUGUUCCCAACACAAACUCCAAGAGAACUCAUCAAAGUAACUGGAGCGAUGGGUGGAAAACAAAGGGAUGAAGCGAUCACUUGGUUCAAGCUUAUUUACCCCAAAACACAGAUGGACUCAUGGCCAAAGGAAUAUAAACCUGUUGAAAUACUCCAGAAGCCAGGAGAAACAGUAUUUGUGCCAGGGGGAUGGUGGCACGUUGUUCUGAACCUAGAUGACACUGUAGCUGUGACACAAAACUUCUGCAGUCGCACAAACUUCCCUGUGGUAUGGCAUAAGACUGUACGCGGGCGCCCUAAAUUGUCGAAAAAGUGGAUUAAAACACUUGAAACCAAAGAGCCUGAUUUGUAUAAAAUUGCAAGUAGUAUGGACCUAAAUCAGGGUACUGGCGUAGCUUCUGACAGUUCUUCCAAUAGCAGCUCGUCUAGUAGUGAUAGCGAGAGUAGUUCCUCGGAUAGCUCCGGUGAAGAAGACAGUGGCCAGGAAAGCAUCUCGGCGCAUAAGAAGAAGAAAAGAAGGAAAAUGUGAGAAGAUUUAUCUACACAUAUUGUAGAUAUAAAGUACCAAGAUUUGUAUUCUUAUUGAAUUUAUAUAGUAAAACUGCCUCUUUUGUAUUAUUAGGUGUAAUAACUAAUUUAAAAUCAUUUUUACAGUUGUUAAAUUAGAAAGAAAACAGUAAUUAUUUCUUUUGUUAACUUACUCAAUUCUUUAUGAAGAAAAUAAAGUAUUAUUAUGAAAAAUAA
This is a messenger RNA of Galleria mellonella (greater wax moth), 1511 nucleotides long. RefSeq names its product bifunctional arginine demethylase and lysyl-hydroxylase PSR (gene PSR). Gene Ontology annotation, molecular function: histone H4R3 demethylase activity; P-TEFb complex binding. The transcript has 3 exons. Gene Ontology annotation, cellular component: nucleus; cytoplasm. NCBI's taxonomy places the organism in Eukaryota, Metazoa, Arthropoda, Insecta, Lepidoptera, Pyralidae. Bases 133 to 1296 code for a protein of 387 amino acids. The record is from RefSeq and is a predicted model, not a curated record. Gene Ontology annotation, biological process: phagocytosis.